Akanthomyces muscarius is the source of this 939-nucleotide messenger RNA. RefSeq lists its product as uncharacterized. The coding region runs from base 1 to 939 and encodes 312 amino acids. The transcript is spliced from 5 exons. Lineage: Eukaryota; Fungi; Ascomycota; Sordariomycetes; Hypocreales; Cordycipitaceae. The record is from RefSeq and is a predicted model, not a curated record.
AUGCCUCCCCCUGUGCUUUGUCUCGUCGACUUAAAACACUUCUUCCAAACAAGCCCCGCUCUGGCCGCCGUCGCCGUUGCCCAGGAUCUCUCUAGCCUGGCUCAGUGCGGUCAAACUUGCGCCAACAACAUGAUGGCUGCCUCCAAGGCUCAGGAGCUCGGCUGCACCCCCAACGACCUCAAGUGCCUCUGCGACAACGUCAACUUCGGCUACGGUCUCCGUGACUGCUCUGGUGCCAUCUGCCCCAGUGAGGAUGCCGCCCAGGUUGUCGCCUACGGUAUCGCCGCUUGCAAGAGCGCUGGUGUCACCAUCAACCCCGGUGGCGCUGGUGGUGCUGGUGGCAAUGGCAAUGGCAAUGGUGGUGACGGCGGCUCUGGCUCCGGUUCUUCCUCUGGAUCUGGAUCUGGAUCUGCCACUAGCACUGGCUCUGGUAGCGGCGGCAACGGUGGUGACGGUGCCUCUUCUACUGGCUCUAGCUCUGGCUCCGAGGCUACUGGUACCUCUGGCUCUGGCGUUGGCGGUGCUGGUGGUAACGGCUCCGGCUCCUCCACUGGCUCUGGCUCUGGUUCCGAGUCUACUGGCUCCGAGUCUGGCAAUGGCUCUGGUGCCACCUCCACUGGCUCUGACGGUGCCACUUCCACCGGCACUGGUGCUGGCUCCGAGUCUACCACUGGCUCCGAGUCUGGCGACGGCUCUGGUGCCACCUCCACUGAGGGCUCUGGCGAUGCCACCUCCACUGGCUCCGGCUCCGGCUCUGAGACUACCGCGGCUCCUAGCUCUUCCGAGGGCUCUGGCAACGGAAACGGCGACUCAUCUUCCACCGAGGAUAGCGGCGCUGCUUCCAGCUCCUCUAGCAGCUCCAAGAACUUUGCUGCCCAGGCUACCGCCCCUGCUGGUGUCGUUGCUGCCGCCGCUGGUAUUGCCGCUCUCCUCCUGUAA